AUGCUCAUGGAGGGCAUUGAAGCUAUUGCCGAGUCGGCUCAGGCCGCCAAGCCUGAGGCGCACUCGCCGACAGGACCAGAAAUGAAGCAAGAGUCCCCGACUGUCACCACCAAUCUGGGCGAGACCCCUCAGUUCCCGCUGAAGCGACCCCGCGAUUCGAGCGCAGACGACCCCGAAGCCGAGUCCAAGAGGCUGAAAGUUGACGACGAUCAACCCCCCCAACAGACCCCGGAGCAACAAUCACUUGAGAAGUCACUCGAGCAAUCACUUCAGGAAUCACUCGAGAAGUCAAUCGAAAAGUCGAUCGAGAGAUCACUCGAACAAGCAUUCGAAGAAUCUCAAGAGCAAUCUCAAGCGCAAUCUCAACAGCAGCCUUCAGAGCAGCCUCAAGAGCAACCCCGAGAGCAACCCCAGGAGCAAACUCAAGAGCAAACUCAGGAGGAAAACCACGACGACCAUGCGGCUCUCGAUCUUGGAUUUGACAUGGACGCCAUGAUCCAGGGCGUAAUGAUGGAUAUCAGCAACGAGAUGAACAACGAGAUGAACAAUGAGAUAGGGAAGGUCGAGGGUCUGGACGGCGUCACGGAUGUCGAUAUGACGGCAGAUCACUUGGCAUCUGUGUCGCAAGACUCUGCCCCGUCAACUGACACACAUGCCAUUGCUAUGCAGCUCCUCGUCAUCAUGUCGCAACAUGUUUACCACGACGUGUAUCAGCAGUUACAAGACAGGGAAUCAGACCUCUGCAAGUCCUUUAGCACACUCAAGUCUCUGCUCCGACAAACCCGAUCGAUCUACUCAACGACCGACCUUAUCUUGGACCCCGCGGUGCUUGACCUGACUGCGCCGGAUAACCUCACCGACAUCCAAGUCGCCAACCUCGCCAGCUUCUGUUGCGAACUUUUCACCUUCGACGGCGAACAUCAACUCAGCUCGAACGAGCUCUUGGCUCUGGAGGACAAAUUUUUCACCGUCUUUCCGCCAGGCACCGAGGGCAUUUCGCACGAUAUCUCUGAGCUCUUCCUCGCAGUCAAGACACAGCUAGUCAUCGAGUCCGUGACAUCAGCGAAUCAGUCUGGGCCUGUUGACCAGUCGAUUGCCCUGGCUUUCUCGUCUAGCCUGGAAGAUAAGCUAAAGGCAAGACACGAAGGAUCUGAGUUGACAGCUGAAGAGAGAGCUCUGGUGACAUCUGUGGAGGAGCGCAAAACGUCUCUGAUUACUUACGCGUCAGGACUCCCAGAUACUGUUCUACUGAAGAUCGGCUAUCCGGAGGAAGACCUAUUUCACCAACUGAACGUGUACCUGCGCCAAAAGCUACAGUCGCUCUCUGGACUGGCCUCAAGACACGGCAUCGAUCUUCCGCAGAUUAUGACGAACGGAGACCUCGACGCAUCGAUGCCACCCGAUCUCGACGACCUCGGAAUCUCAUCAUUACUGGAGGCUACAGACGGACUUGUUGCGCAAUAUCUCCCUAGUGAACCGGCCGAUGGAUUACCUGCCGAACAACAACCGCCAGUUCCGACGACUGAGAGCAGUGUCCCGCCCCCUGAACCACCUGCGCCGGCGCCUGAAACCGCUCCCCCGGCGCCAACCACGAAUGGUACCACGACUGAAAGUCAAGACGCGACGAAUGACAUUCUCGCGCUUGUUGCACAGAGCACACAGGAGUACGUUCGAACUACACUCAACAACCUGUCUCCAGCGCCCUAUCAGCCAACCGUACCCACACCGACGGGCGCCGCUCCGGUUACGCAGACGACGUACCUCUCACAUCUGCAACAAACCCAGCAACAAUCACCGUACUACGGAUACCCGCCACCAGUAGAACAACCACCGCAGCCUGCCGCUCAUGAGAGCAACGAAAAGCUGCCUCCUAGUCAGAGCCUACCCAGUGCUGUGCUCUACGACAGGGCCCGCCAAGCUGCCUUGAGCAAGACCAAUAACCAGCAGAGAAGAGAAGGCACCACUUCGACAAGACGCCCAUGGACUCAAGAGGAGGAGAAGGCCCUUAUGACCGGUCUCGACAUGGUCCAGGGACCUCACUGGAGCCAAAUUCUAUCUCUGUUCGGUGCAGAGGGCACUCUUUCCAACAUAUUGAAAGAUCGAACGCAAGUCCAGCUCAAAGACAAGGCCCGGAACUUGAAGCUCUUCUUCCUAAAGACAAACUCCGAGAUGCCGUAUUAUCUACAAGCCGUUACAGGCGAGCUCAAGACAAGGGCACCUACACAAGCAGCCCGCAAGGAGGCUGAGGAGCGAGCUAGGAUGAAUUCAGAGGAGGAACAAGCUCGGGUACAGGGCAUCAUGACACUGGCGGGCGGGUUGCAGCAUCCUCAGCAUCCCCACCACCCUCAACAUGCACAGCACCCGCAGCAUCCACAGCAUGUACAACACGCACAACAUGCGCAGCACCUUCAGCAAAAUAGAGCAAGCGUGACACCAGCGACUGCACCGAGCACGCCGUCACAGUCUGCCGCUCAGGUCUCGCAUCACAUGGCCGCCCAUGCGACGACACCGACGCAUGCUGCUGCUGCGGGCCCACCUGCCACGCCGGUACAAGCAACACCGACACAUGCUCGAGUUUUGCCGGCCUCCUCGCCGUAUGCUGCGACAGCUGCUCAAUUACAAACAUCUCACAGCUUGCCACAAACUCAGCCGCAGACGCCGACGCAUUCCCACAUCCAGCAUCACUCUCACCCGGGAACGCCACAGCCGCAACACCAUUCUCAACAGCCGCAGCACCAACCUCAGCAGCAGCAUAUCCAGCCGCAGGUCUCCCAAGCUGCUGAGACUGCGCCCAAUUACACGACUGAGUCAUCCGCAGCAGUCUACAGCCAAGAGACCGAAGAUCUCAAGGAAGCCGCUCUCAUGCAGAGUCUUAGGGAGCUUGAAGCAUAUAGCGAAAGCGCCAGCGCUAGCGUAUCAUAG
Colletotrichum fioriniae is the source of this 2922-nucleotide messenger RNA. RefSeq names its product TTAGGG repeat binding factor (gene TBF1). Gene Ontology annotation, molecular function: protein homodimerization activity; double-stranded telomeric DNA binding. The record is from RefSeq and is a predicted model, not a curated record. Gene Ontology annotation, biological process: telomere maintenance via telomere lengthening. Lineage: Eukaryota; Fungi; Ascomycota; Sordariomycetes; Glomerellales; Glomerellaceae.